AAAACUGAGCCCAUUAGUGCAUUUUAGGGCAGGUUUAUAUACAGCAGUGGACGAAUGUGGACUGAUUAAAAUUAUUUCAUUUGAAUGAUAUUCUUAUGAACCGAUACCACCAUGCCGAUGUUCAAAUUAUUAAAUUGCUGGAUCAAGUAAGCUCUAGUUUUGAAGAGUGCAAUAUAACCAAUAUAUGGGAGAGCGUAUGGCCCACAACACAACUAAUAAAUGACAUUCAAGGAGCAUGUGCUUAAAAACUGAGCCCAUUAGUGCAUUUUAGGGCAGGUUUAUAUACAGCAGUGGACGAAUAUGGACUGAUUAAAAUUAUUUCAUUUGAAUGAUAUUGUUAUGAACCGAUACGACUAUGCCGAUGUUCAAAUCGCUCAAGUAAAUGCUAUUUUUUGUAAGAAAUUACGAACGCAACACGUGUUCACGAACGAUUUAUAAAUCAAAGAUUGUGACAUUGUCAAAAUACCAGCAAAAUUACAGAUAGUAGGGCGACUUAUAGAUAGCUACCAUAUCUUGCCAAACCCUAUCGCAAAGCAGUUAUGCGCUCAGGUUAGAACGUGCACAAUACAACAAAUGGCGAAUUAGACAUUUCAACAGAUUUCGAUCUUACGCCCCAAGGUGAUGGCAUUCACGUUAUAAUUUCUAUGGUUUCCGGUAAUCACUUAACACCAUAUGAGCCGUGAUUAAUUUAUAGAAAAAACUAUACGCUAUGAAACAAAAAAAACUUCAAAGUUAUCAAGAAUAAUCCAAAAUUUAUGAUUUCAUUAAAUUCAAAACUUAAUUUAUUCAAAACAAUUAUUGUAAAAAACGAGUCGACAACAUUAUUUGAAUUAGAUCAUAACUGAAACAAAUAAAAGAGGAACCCUGCUGUGUUCUUCCCGUGUACAAAAAGGGUUAACUGGAUCGUUCCCACGAUCAAAUAGGGUUCCCAGGAAUGAAGACCAGAAUUGACAUUCUUCAACAACUGGAUAUAAGUGUGGGCGAUUGCUAAGAUUUCGCAGUCUAUUUAGAUACACGUCAAUGUAGAACGGUGACAAUUAUGGUUAAGAAUAGUUGGCUGCUCACCAUAUUGUCAUUUAUGGCACUCGUCUUUUUUUUGCAAGCCAGUUCCAAUGAAAAACAACUUAAAAGAUUCGUGAUCAAUAAUAAUGGCUUUGGGACUUAUAGUUUCGAAUACGAAACAUCGGAAGGAUCGUUCAGGAAAGAAGAAGGCGGACUCUUGGGUAAUUCUGGGGGCUCUCUCGUUGUCCGAGGUGAAUACGGAUAUAUAGAUCCAAGUGGACACAGACAUGCCAUUAAAUAUAUCGCCGACGUCAACGGGUUUCAACCGCAGUUUGGCGAAGAUCAUGUUAGAUAUAAUGACAGAAGAAUAAUAUAGUUUUAUGUAUUUAGAAGAGGCAAAUAAAGUGUGUUUAUUUUGAA
Messenger RNA from Bombyx mori (domestic silkworm), 1422 nucleotides. RefSeq names its product cuticular protein RR-1 motif 30. The transcript is spliced from 3 exons. NCBI's taxonomy places the organism in Eukaryota, Metazoa, Arthropoda, Insecta, Lepidoptera, Bombycidae. Bases 1040 to 1378 code for a protein of 112 amino acids. Gene Ontology annotation, cellular component: chitin-based extracellular matrix. Gene Ontology annotation, molecular function: structural constituent of chitin-based larval cuticle. The record is from RefSeq and is a predicted model, not a curated record.